AUGCGUCGGCGGGGCUGGCGGCCGUGGGUGCUGCUGCUGGCGCUGGCGGCGUGGGGCGCGGUGCCGGCGGGCGGCUACUUCCCCGAGGAGCGCUGGGUGCCCGAGUCGCCGCCGCGGCCGCCGCGGGUGCUGCUGGCGCUGCUGGCCCGCAACGCCGCCCACGCCCUGCCCGCCGCGCUCGGCUGCCUGGAGCGCCUGCGCCACCCCAAGGACCGCCUCGCCCUCUGGGUGGCGACUGACCACAAUGUGGACAACACAACUGCUGUGCUUCGGGAAUGGCUGGUCAACGUUCAGAGCAUGUACCAUUCAGUGGAAUGGCGGCCCAUGGAGCAACCCAGGGCUUACCCAGAUGAAGAAGGCCCCAAGGACUGGUCAAAUGCCCGUUACGAGCAUGUGAUGAAACUUCGCCAGGCAGCGCUGCAGUCUGCCCGGGACAUUUGGGCUGAUUACAUCCUGUUCGUGGACGCGGACAAUCUCCUGACAAACCCCGACACCCUGGGUCUUCUGAUGGCUGAAAACAAGACGGUGGUGGCGCCGAUGCUGGAUUCGCGGGCGGCCUAUUCAAACUUCUGGUGCGGGAUGACCUCACAGGGCUACUACAAGCGCACCCCUGCUUACAUCCCUAUUAGGAAGCGUGCCCGCCAGGGUUGCUUUGCUGUCCCCAUGGUGCACUCCACCUUUCUCAUCGACCUGCGGAAGGAGGCCUCCCAGAACCUUGUCUUCUACCCGCCCCACUCAGACUACACCUGGGCGUUCGAUGACAUCAUUGUCUUUGCCUUCGCCUGCAGGCAGGCCGAGGUCCAGAUGUAUGUUUGCAACAAAGAGGAGUAUGGCUCCCUGCCCGUGCCUCUGCGAUCCCACAGCACCCUGCGCGACGAGGAAGAGAGCUUCAUGCACGUGCAGUUGGAAAUCAUGGUUAAGAACCCUCCACUGGAACCCUCCCGGUAUCUCUCGGUGCCCCCCAAAGUCCCAGACAAGAUGGGAUUUGAUGAGGUCUUCAUGAUUAACCUGAAGCGUCGGGUAGAUCGCCGGGAGCGGAUGCUGUGGGCCUUGUACGAGCAGCAGAUUGAUUGCAAGAUCGUCGAGGCUGUGGAUGGGAAGGCAAUGAAUACCAGCCAGGUAGAAGCCAUGGGCAUCAGUAUGCUGCCCGGUUACAAGGACCCAUACCACGGGCGCCCCCUCACCAAGGGAGAACUGGGUUGCUUCCUGAGCCACUAUAAGAUUUGGCAAGAGAUUGUGGAGAGGGGCCUGGAGAAGUCGGUGGUGUUUGAGGACGACCUGCGCUUCGAGAUCUUCUUCAAAAGGCGCCUGAUGAAUCUCUUGUACGACCUAGAGGAGGAGGGCCUGGACUGGGAUUUGAUCUACAUUGGCCGGAAGCGCAUGCAGGUGGAACACCCGGAGAAAGCCGUGCCUCAUAUCCGCAACCUGGUGGAAGCUGAUUACUCCUACUGGACGUUGGCCUACGUCAUCUCCCUGCAGGGUGCCCGGAAGCUGUUGGAUGCCAAGCCCCUCUCCAAGAUGCUACCCGUGGAUGAGUUCCUGCCUGUCAUGUUUGACAAACAUCCUGUUACUGAGUAUAUGGAGCAUUUUGAGAACCGGAACCUGCUGGCUUUCUCGGUGGAACCCCUGCUGGUUUACCCGACGCACUACACGGGGGACGAGGGGUACGUCAGCGACACGGAGACCUCGGUGGUGUGGAACAACGAGAACGUCAGGACGGACUGGGACCGGGCCAAGUCCCAGAAGAUGAAGGAGCAGCAGGAACUGAGCAACGAGGCCAAAAACUCCGACGUGCUGCAGUCCCCCCUCGACAGCACUGCCCGCGACGAGCUAUGA
Messenger RNA from Euleptes europaea (tarantolino), 1836 nucleotides. RefSeq names its product collagen beta(1-O)galactosyltransferase 1 (gene COLGALT1). Lineage: Eukaryota; Metazoa; Chordata; Lepidosauria; Squamata; Sphaerodactylidae. The coding region runs from base 1 to 1836 and encodes 611 amino acids. The transcript has 12 exons. Gene Ontology annotation, molecular function: procollagen galactosyltransferase activity. The record is from RefSeq and is a predicted model, not a curated record.